AUGAAAAUUGAUUUAUUCCUACCGAAAUUUAAAUUAUACGAUUUUGAUGAUCGCAGAAGUGGCGCAUUAGCAAGACUGAUAUUUACUGUUGCAAAUAUUCCUUAUGAAGAUAUCAUAAUUAAUCAUGAAGAACAAUGGGAUGCUUUGAAAAAUGAAACUCCACUUGGAACAUUACCAAUUUUGGAAAUAGAUGGAAUGAAAAUGAAUGGACAAACAGCUAUUUGUCGUCAUUUGGCUUGGAGAUUUGGAUUAUCAGGUCAAAGUGCAGCUUCUGACUUUUUAUUGGAUAUGUUUGCUGAUAUGCUUUUUGAAGCACAAAUCUUAUUUUCCGGAACAAUGACUGAUGUUACUGAAAGAAGAACUAAUUGCUUAACAACUGAUAAUAUGGAAUUGGUAGAAAUCGUACAACGAACUUUAUCAGUUAUUGAAAAGCAGUUGAACACUAAUAAUUCGUCGUAUAUUAUUGGAGAAGAAAUCACGUGGGUCGACCUGAUGAUUUAUACGUUUUUCAACACGAUAAUGGAACAAGGCAAGGAUAUCAUUCUCGACAGGUAUCCACUGACUAAGAAAAUGUACCAGAGGAUUCUGCACACGCUUCAACUGCUACAGAAAUCGCAAAAUUCAUAG
Messenger RNA from Thelazia callipaeda (thelaziosis nematode), 627 nucleotides. NCBI's taxonomy places the organism in Eukaryota, Metazoa, Nematoda, Chromadorea, Rhabditida, Thelaziidae. The record is from the annotation of a GenBank genome assembly.